UUCAUCAGAAAUAAUAAGAAUCUUACGAAUGAAGACAAUUUACUUAAAAAUGACGAACUCUUCGACUAUUUAUUUGAUUUAUUCAAAGACCAAAAACAAGCCUUAAAUGUCGGGAAAUUUUUAUCGGGGUUAGCAGAGAAGGGAAUUAAGAAAACCGAUCCGCGUUUGGAUAAAAUGGUUGAAAGACUCAAAGCUAUUCUCAUGGAAAGGAAAGAGAGCGGGAAUAUAGAGGGACUGACUCUCGAUAAGGAUCUCUUCAAAAGUGUAUUUCAAGAGAACCUCAUUCUCUUCAGCAGAGCCUUUAGACAUGAUUUCGUUGUCCCCGACUUCACUGAUUUCUGCAAAUAUAUCGAAGAGUUUUAUUGGAAAUGUAAGGCAAAUAUUGGAGGCAAAGUCGCCGCUUAUAUCCCACAGUUGGCUAAAUUUAAUCCGGAAUACUGGGGCGUAAGUGUCUGUACAGUCGAUGGGCAGAGAUAUUCAAUCGGAGACACAAACAUUCCGUUUACGAUUCAGUCGACUGGAAAGCCUAUCAAUUAUGCGAUAGCAUUGAAUGAGUUGUCCUGCAAUGUUGUGCACAAAUACGUGGGUCAGGAGCCCAGCGGCCGUAUGUUCAACGAACUCGUACUCGACUACAAUCGCAAACCCCAUAACCCGAUGGUAAACGCCGGCGCUAUCGUCAUCUGCUCUCUACUCAUGCAUCUCAUCAAACCAGAGAUGAGACACUCGGAGAAGUUUGAUUGGGUCAGCAAUUACUACAAGAGUCUGUGCGGCGGUGAGUACCUGGGCUUCAAUAACGCCACUUUCCUGUCCGAGAGAGAGGCCGCCGACAGGAACUUUGCCAUCGCUUACUAUAUGAAAGAACAUAAAUGUUUUCCCGAAGGAUCCGUCCUCAAGGAUGUCAUGGAUUUUUAUUUUCAGAUGUGUUCAUUGGAAGUGAACUGCCAUUCCGUUAGUGUAAUGGGUGCCACUCUGGCUAAUGGAGGCAUAUGUCCCAUCACUAACCAGACAGUAAUCAACAAUUCUUCGGCGGUUAGAGAUUGUCUAUCACUAAUGCAUUCGUGCGGAAUGUAUGACUAUUCCGGUCAGUUUGCCUUCAGAGUAGGUCUUCCCACCAAAUCAGGGGUUUCGGGAUCAAUGAUGGUUGUGGUGCCUAAUGUAAUGGGUAUCUGUUGUUGGUCUCCAGCUCUGGACACGUAUGGAAACUCUGUGCGAGGGGUGGAGUUUUGUGAGGACUUGGUGUCCACAUUCAACUUCCAUCACUACGACAACCUCUUCCAUAGCAGACAUAAAAUGGAUCCCCGGAAGAGAGGCUUUACCUCCAGACCAAACUCUUACGGCAAUAAUAUAUAAUAAGUUAUUAUAUUAAUAGUAAUUAUUAUUAAUAACUGUUGAGGUG
This is a messenger RNA of Oppiella nova, 1396 nucleotides long. The record is from the annotation of a GenBank genome assembly. Lineage: Eukaryota; Metazoa; Arthropoda; Arachnida; Sarcoptiformes; Oppiidae.